This is a messenger RNA of Exophiala xenobiotica, 4650 nucleotides long. Its product is annotated as xanthine dehydrogenase, molybdopterin binding subunit, variant. Lineage: Eukaryota; Fungi; Ascomycota; Eurotiomycetes; Chaetothyriales; Herpotrichiellaceae. Gene Ontology annotation, molecular function: iron ion binding; FAD binding; molybdopterin cofactor binding. The coding region runs from base 401 to 4615 and encodes 1404 amino acids. The record is from RefSeq and is a predicted model, not a curated record. The transcript is spliced from 4 exons.
CGAAGGUAGUAGAGAUGAUACCUAGGGUCUGAUUUCCAUCUGACUCGGCGGUGACGGCGAGGAUGAAUCAAUUUAGCACAAAUACAAGGUGAACCCAAGCAACUAAGUAUGGCUUUACCCUUUGUUGCCCACCGGCCGGCGGUUCCUGCGCCGUUCGAGAAAUUGCAAGCCAUCAUUGAGUCUGAUUUUGUCGAGUCGAACCUGGAAUUUUAUAUGAAUGGUCGGAGAGUCGUUUUGGAGAACCCCAACCCAGAAUGGACGCUGCUGGACUUUAUCAGAUCUCGACAUGGAAACAAAGGCACCAAACUCGGCUGCGGCGAGGGAGGGUGCGGCGCAUGCACGGUUGUUCUGCAGAGUAUUGACCAGACCGGUCCGAAGAGGUUGAGACAUCUGGCUGUGAAUGCGUGUCUCUACCCGCUGGUUGGCGGUAACCCAGCGCAUGAUUUCCUUGCAGCGAAGAAGUUCUAACAAUGUUCCAGUGGUGGGUAAGCAUUUGAUCACUGUGGAAGGCCUGGGAAGCGUAGACAAUCCGCACCCGUUGCAGGAAAGAAUCGCAAAGCUUCACGGCUCGCAGUGCGGGUUUUGCACGCCUGGCAUUGUCCUAUCGAUGUAUGCCAUGAUCAGGAACGCUUGGGACCCGGCGGCGCAAUCCUUCAAGCUAUCAGCCAGCGACAUUGAGCUCGAGGGCCAUCUGGAUGGCAACUUGUGCCGUUGCACUGGUUACAAGCCUAUCUUGGCUGCUGCGAAGACUUUUAUCGUCGAGGAUCUCCAUUCCAAGCUUGUUGAAGAGCAGGAUAAUGACGAGACCUUACUUGACGGAGAGACAGGGGCAAGAGCCAAGUACGUUCCCGCGGGCAUUCCUGAACUUCUCAAGAAGUCACCCGUGUCAUGCGGCAGACCUGGCGGUUGUUGCAGGGACGAACCGGGCUCCGCAUCAGGAUGCUCGUCUGGAGUCGAUUCCGAACAAAGCAAUCAGGAGACUUCUUCCGACGAAGAAGCUGGGAAAAGCUCACUGACAUCUCAGACCACUCUGUCCGAGUCGGAAGAAAAGGAGGUUAGCGGAACAGCUUAUGGACAGCCGGUUAGGAGGAGACAAAGAAACCCCCCGCCUGGUGAAGAAGGAGAAGGCACCAAGACUGGAAGUGGUCUGGAUGCUCCUCCCCCAAAAUCAUAUCCAGCCGGACUUCAACCCGACUUGAAGCCUUACACUCCGUCGACUGAGUUGAUAUUCCCGCCUUCGCUGAAGAAAUUCGAACUACGGCCGAUCUGCUACGGCAAUUCCGACAUGAUUUGGCUGAGGCCGACUUGCCUCGAGCAGCUUCUCGCAAUCAAAUAUCUCGACCCCACCGUCAAACUUGUUGGCGGUUCCAGUGAAGUCCAGGUUGAGAUUCGAUUCAAAUUCUCCAAGUUUGCGAUUAUGGUCUUUGUCGGCGACAUACCGGAAUUGAAAGAGACUAUUGUGCCUAAAAGCGAAGACGACGUCGCUAGCCUGACUGAGCUGGUUAUCGGCGCUAACACAAGUCUCACAGACUGCGAGGAGAUCUUCAAGACUCUGUCUAAAAAGCUCGGUCGACGAGGACUCGUGUUAGAGGCCGCUCGGAAGCAACUCCGAUACUUUGCAGGUCGGCAAAUCCGCAACGCAGCCUCACUUGCAGGCAACAUUGCAACGGCCUCGCCUAUCUCAGAUAUGAACCCCGUUUUGCUCGCCUCUGGCGCCACUGUCGUUGCUCAGAGCAAGAGCAAUGGCGAAAUUUUGUUGCCGAUGGAGACAUUCUUCCUUUCCUACCGCAAGACCAGUCUGCCCGCAGACGCAGUCAUCACGAAAAUUCGGAUCCCAAUCCCUCCAGCCAACGCUUCCGAGAUUACAAAAGCUUACAAGCAAGCAAAGAGGAAAGACGACGACAUUGCCAUUGUGACCGCGGCAUUCAAAGUCAGGCUGGACAGCGAAGGUAACGUCGACUCGAUUUCGUUGGCUUAUGGUGGAAUGGCACCAACGACCGUACUCGCAAAGAGGUCGGCAAAGACGCUCAGUCGCCAGAAAUGGUACAAUCCCCGAACUCUAGAUGCUGGUCUUCGGGCGUUGCGCGAGGAGUUCAAUCUAAGCUUUGGUGUCCCUGGUGGGAUGGCAACAUAUCGAGUUACACUUGCGCUCUCCUUCUUCUUUCGCUUCUGGCACGAGGUUGUGGCCGAGCUCAACCUUGGCGAGGUCGACCCUGAGUUGAUCCAGGAAAUCCACAGAGGAAUAUCUUCUGGUACUCGGGACAAUAUCAAUCCUGAGGAGCAGCGGGUGGUAGGAAAGCAAAUUCCCCACUUGUCAGCUCUGAAACAAAACACUGGUGAGGCGGAGUAUAUCGACGACAUGCCGCGUCAAGACCAGGAAUUGUACGGAGCGUUCGUGUUUUCACAGAAGGCUCAUGCAAAGCUGAUCGAAGUUGACUUCUCGCCCGCCAUCGGCCCUGGCCUAGCGGUGGGAUACGUCGACAAGAACGACCUCUCGAAGGAGCGGAACUAUUGGGGUCCCAUCAGGGAAGAUGAACCAUUGUUUGCCGAUGGGGUCGUCGAGUCUCAUGGCCAGGUCAUCGGAAUGGUGUAUGCGGAAACGGCAAUCCUUGCGCAGAAGGCGGCCAGACUAGUCAAAGUGGUGUACGAAGACCUGCCACCCAUCCUAACGAUCGACGAAGCCAUUGAGGCGAAGAGCUUCUACACGCACGAUAAGGAGUUGAAGAAAGGCGCUGCAAUUGAAGGGUCAAUGGAUAAAAUUUUCUCGAGCUGUGAUCGAGUCUUUGAAGGUACUGUCCGCAUGGGCGGGCAAGAGCACUUCUACCUAGAGACGAAUGCGUCUAUGGUCAUCCCACAUGUGGAAGAUGGGUACAUGGAUGUCUGGUCGUCGACUCAGAACACAAUGGAGACGCAAGAGUGGGUGAGCCACACGACCGGCAUGCCCAGCAAUCGCAUUAACGCGAGGGUGAAGCGGAUGGGAGGUGCCUUCGGAGGUAAAGAAUCACGAAGCACGCCGAUAGCCUGUGUCCUAGCUGUUGCGGCGCAGAAGGAGAAGCGACCGAUCCGUUGUAUGCUGAACCGUGAUGAAGAUAUGAUGACUAGCGGCCAGCGACACCCAUUUCAAGCGCGAUGGAAAGUUGGGGCGAUGAGCGACGGUACGCUUGUUGCGCUCGACAUCGACUGUUAUAACAACGGCGGCUGGUCAUACGAUAUGACGGGCGCUGUCAUGGAUCGGUGCCUGACACAUAUCGACAACUCCUAUGAAAUCCCGAACGUCCAUGCUCGUGGGCAUCUCUGCAAGACCAACAUCCACAGCAACACGGCCUUCCGCGGAUUCGGGGGCCCGCAGGCUAUGUUCAUUGCCGAGACUUACAUGUAUGCUGUCGCUGAAGGCUUGGGCAUUCCAGUGGAUGAACUGAGGCUCCAGAAUAUGUACAAGGAAGGUGACCACACACCGUUCCUGCAAAAGAUCGACGAGGACUGGCACGUGCCCUUGUUGAUGUCCCAGCUCAAGCAGCAAUGUGACUACGAAAAGCGAAAAGCGGCUGUCGAAGCCCACAAUCAGAAGAACAAGUGGAAGAAGCGAGGGAUUGCACUGAUUCCAUCCAAAUUCGGUAUCAGUUUUGCGACGGCCAACCAUCUCAACCAGGCCAGUGCAGCUGUCAAGAUCUUCGCUGACGGAAGCGUGCUUCUGCACCAUGGCGGUACCGAGAUGGGUCAAGGACUGUACACCAAGAUGGCACAGUGCGCUGCACAGGAGCUCAACGUCCCUGUCGAUGCGAUCUACACAAACGAGACGCAAUCCUUUUACACGGCCAAUGUCUCACCGACGGCGGCAUCAUCUGGCAGUGAUCUCAACGGCAUGGCUGUGAAGGAUGCAUGUGAUCAACUCAACGAGCGGCUGCAGCCAUAUCGGGAGAAAUUUGGUCCCGAUGCCAGUAUGAAGACCCUCGCCCACGCCGCUUACAUGGACCGUGUCAAUUUAUCUGCUUCGGGGUUCUGGAAAAUGCCCAAAGUCGGGUAUCAAUGGGGCAACUACGACAUCAACAGCGUCAAACCGAUGUACUACUAUUGGACACAAGGUGUCGCUUGUAGCGAGAUCGAGCUUGACGUUCUCACAGGGGAUCAUACUGUUCUAAGAACGGACAUUCACAUGGACGUGGGCCGCUCGAUCAACCCAGCCAUAGACUAUGGUCAGAUCGAAGGUGCCUAUGUCCAGGGACAGGGCCUCUUCACCAUCGAAGAGUCUCUGUGGACCAAAGACGGGCAGCUGUUCACACGUGGACCGGGCACGUAUAAAAUCCCUGGGUUCAGCGACAUUCCGCAGGAGUUCAAUGUCAGCUUGCUCCAAGGCGUGUCGUGGAACCAUCUCGGGACGAUCCAGAGCAGUAAGGGUAUCGGUGAGCCUCCGUUGUUCUUGGGUGCGGCUGCGCUGUUUGCUUUGAGAGAUGCACUGGUGAGUGCCAGGAAGGACAAUGGGGUCAAUGAGCCUUUGAUUCUUCAUAGUCCUGCGACCGCGGAGAGGUUGCGGCUGGCGGUCGGCGACGACUUGUUGAAGUUGGGUACUGUGCAACCAAAGGAAGGCGAGAAGAACUUCUUUGUGGCUGUAGCAUAAGAGGUUUUCUAUCAUUGAGCAUCAAUUCAUCCAAA